This is a messenger RNA of Ricinus communis (castor bean), 2115 nucleotides long. RefSeq names its product subtilisin-like protease 3. Gene Ontology annotation, molecular function: serine-type endopeptidase activity. The record is from RefSeq and is a predicted model, not a curated record. Bases 193 to 2115 code for a protein of 640 amino acids. Lineage: Eukaryota; Viridiplantae; Streptophyta; Magnoliopsida; Malpighiales; Euphorbiaceae. The transcript has a single exon. Gene Ontology annotation, biological process: proteolysis.
UUAGAGAUUUACAUUAUCCUGUUAGAGAAACCACAAGGCAAAGUGUUUAGAGAUUUUGAACAUUUAGAAAGCUGGUACCGUUCAUUUUUGCCAGAGAAUACCUUUCGCUCCAACAAAUCACGUUUGUUGCAUUCCUACCGCCAUGUGGUUACUGGGUUUGCUGCAAAACUGACAGCAGAAGAAGUGAAUUCAAUGGAAUAUAAGGAAGGGUUUGUAACAGCCCUCCCUGGAAGUUUGGUGCGUCUGCACACGACCCAUACUCCUAGCUUCUUGGGCCUGCAGCAAAAUUUAGGAUUUUGGAACUAUUCGAAUUAUGGCAAGGGAGUGAUUAUUGGCCUUGUCGACAGUGGAAUAACGCCUGAUCAUCCUUCAUUUAGCAGUGAAGGGAUGCCUCUUCCACCAGCAAGAUGGAAAGGAAAAUGCGAAUAUAAUGAAACUUUGUGCAACAACAAGAUUAUUGGUGCAAGAAACUUUAAUAUGGACAGCAAGGACACAUCAGACGAGUACAAUCAUGGGACCCACACAGCUAGUAUAGCAGCUGGAAGCCCUGUGCAAGGUGUCAACUUCUUUGGUCAGGCAAAUGGCACUGCAAGUGGUGUAGCACCAUUAGCGCACUUGGCAAUGUAUAAAAUUUCUAACGAGGCUACCACAAGUGAGAUAUUGGCAGCAAUAGAUGCUGCCAUUGAUGAUGGUGUUGACGUCCUAUCACUUUCCAUUGGCAUCGAUUCUCAUCCUUUCUAUGAUGAUGUGAUCGCAAUUGCUGCAUAUGCAGCCAUUCGAAAGGGUAUCUUCGUGAGUUCCUCAGCAGGGAAUGAAGGUAAGGAUAAAGGUCCCUUAUCAAAUGAGGCCCCAUGGAUGCUAACCGUAGGAGCAAGCACUGUAGAUAGAACAAUAAGAGCAACAGUAUUACUGGGAAAUAACACAGAGCUAAACGGUGAAUCCCUCUUCCAGCCUAAAGAUUUCCCUUCUACAAUGUUGCCCCUUGUUUAUGCAGGUGAAAAUGGUAAUGCAUUAUCUGCGUCCUGCAUGCCAGGAUCAUUGAAAAAUGUUGAUGUCAGAGGCAAGAUAGUGUUGUGUGAAAGAGGAAGUGCACAUGAUAUGAUCUUUAAAGGCGAAGUAGUGAAACGCAAUGGAGGUGUUGCCAUGAUUGUGAUGAAUGGCCAAUCUGAUGGCUUUAUUAUAAGUGCUGAUCUUCAUGUGCUCCCUGCAUCACAUGUGAGUUGCAUGGCAGGAUUAGCAAUCAAAGCUUAUAUAAACUCGACAUCAUCGCCAAUUGGUACAAUCUUGUUUGAAGGAACUGUAACUGGCUUGCCAGAGGCGCCCCAGGUUGCUGAGUUUUCCUCGAGAGGUCCUAGCAAGGCAAGUCCAGGAAUCUUGAAACCAGACAUAAUAGGCCCUGGUGUAAAUAUUCUAGCUGCUUGGCCAGUUUCAGAAGAAGAGGCUCCCAACAGAUUCAACAUGAAGUCAGGAACCUCAAUGUCUUGCCCUCAUCUCAGUGGUAUUGCAGCCCUGCUCAAAAGUGCCCACCCUGAUUGGUCACCUGCUGCCAUAAAAUCUGCCAUCAUGACCACCGCUAAUGUCUUUAACCUUGACGGCAAGCCCAUUACAGAUCAACAAUUUGUUCCUGCUACUUACUUUGACAUUGGCGCAGGCCAUGUGAAUCCAUCAAGAGCAAAUGAACCAGGGCUUAUUUACGAUAUCCAACCUGAUGAUUACCUUCCUUACUUAUGCGGUCUGGGUUACUCUAACAAACAAGUAGGAGUUAUCACACAACGUAGAGUGAACUGCUCCAAGAAUUUAAGCAUGCCUGAAGCUCAGCUGAAUUACCCUUCAUUUUCUGUCAAAUUGGGGUCUUCACCACAAACUUGUGCAAGAACAGUAACAAAUGUUGGCAAGCCUAACUCAUCUUAUAUCCUUGAGACCUUUGCACCGAGAGGUGUGGAUGUAAAGGUAACGCCUAAUAAAAUUACUUUCACUGGUUUAAACCAGAAAGCUACAUACACGAUAGCAUUUAGCAAAAUGGGAAACACCAGCGUCUCUUUUGCUCAAGGGUACCUGAAUUGGGUAGCUGAUGGGUAUAGUGUUAGGAGCCCAAUAACUGUCAUAUCUCAGUAA